Messenger RNA from Parasteatoda tepidariorum (common house spider), 532 nucleotides. The record is from RefSeq and is a predicted model, not a curated record. NCBI's taxonomy places the organism in Eukaryota, Metazoa, Arthropoda, Arachnida, Araneae, Theridiidae.
AACGAAUGAUAUAAUGUUUGUUUUUGUAAAUAAGGAACUACUUCUGAUAUUUUUGAAAUAUAAAUACUGCAAUAAAAUUUGAGUUUUUAUGUUCCUUUUUUGCAUUGUUUCGUAAAAUCGUAUAGUGCCAAUUUUUCUCACAUUUUAACAAAAUGGAAAAAAUACUGUCAUUGAUGCUAUUCAGCUUCUUAAUUGUUGGCAUAGUGGAUGCUAAGUGUCCACCUGGCAUGAAAUUAUGCGGCACGACAAUCUUGUUCGAUCUAUGUUGUCCACUACCUAUGGGUGUUUGUUGCUCAGAUCUUGUUCAUUGCUGUCCUCACGGCUACGAGUGUGAUUUGGACCACCAAAGGUGCAACAAAAAGAAUAAUACCCAACAGGAGAGGCCUGUUGUUGGAGCUAAAUUUGGUCUGAAGCAAUGCGGAGGAAGUGUCUGGUGUGCCCAGAAUGAUGAUUGCUGCAAGGGCGAAAAUGGUGCAUGGCAAUGUUGCAGACACUUUUCUAAAAACUAUGUUUAUGGAUUACAACUGUAAAG